AUGAGCGAAACUACAGUCGUCGUAGAAACGCUCGCCGAGCGACGAGCUAGACACCACGAGGCCGAGGUCGUAAUAGUCGGUGCCGGCGUCUUCGGGUGUGCUGUUGCAUAUGCUCUAGCCGAGCAGGGCAGGAGUGUUAUCCUCCUCGAGAGAUGGCUGAAAGAACCUAACCGAAUCGUCGGCGAAUUAAUGCAGCCAGGCGGUGUAAACUCUCUCCGGAAACUGGGGUUAGGUCACACCAUCGACGACAUCGACGGCCAGCCAUGUCACGGUUUCAACGUCUUCUUCUACGGCAAAGAUGUCCGCAUGCCCUACCCCCAGAUACAAGGCCUACUUGGUGUGGGCGAAGACGAGAAGGCAAAUGGGAACGGGAACGGGAGCGCAAAGGUUAAGAGCGACGAGCCGCCGCGGCCUCAGGGACGAAGCUUCCACCACGGCCGCUUCAUCUCACAGUUACGCAAGGCCUGUCUCAGUCACCCCAACAUCAGCGUAUUCGAGACGGAAGCCAUAGGCACCGUCAAGGGCGACCACAACCCAGAAAUCCUAGGCGUCGAGACGCGAACCGUCAACGCCACCACCGGCGAGAAAGAGCCCGACUGCUUCUUCGGCCAGUUAACUAUCAUCGCCGACGGCUACGCCUCCCGCUUCCGCAAGCAGUACAUCAACGAAACUCCGGUAGUCCGCAGCAAGUUCUACGCCCUCGAACUAAUCGACUGCCAACUGCCCAGCCCCGGCUUCGGCCACGUCAUCAUCGGCGCCCCCAGCCCCGUCCUCAUCUACCAGAUCGGCACGCGCGAGACCCGCAUCCUCGUCGACGUGCCCGAGAAGCUGCCCGAGGCGGCCCCGGCCAACGGCGGCGUCCGCGGCUACAUGUCCAAGGUGGUGCUGCCGGCGCUGCCCGCUUCGGUCCAGCCGUCCUUCCGAGCCGCGCUCGACCGCGACGCCAAGAUCCCGCAGAGCAUGCCCAACAGCUGGCUGCCGCCCACGAAGCAGUCGUCGACGCCGGGGCUCGUGAUCCUCGGCGACGCCAUGAACAUGCGGCACCCGCUGACGGGCGGCGGCAUGACGGUCGCCCUCAACGACGUGGUCCUGCUGCGCGACCUGCUCGCCGACAUCCCCGACCUGUCCGACGCCGCCGCCGUCGCCCGCGCCAUGGACACCUUCCACUGGCGCCGCAAGAAGCUGACCGCCAUCAUCAACGUCCUGGCCAUGGCCCUGUACAGCCUGUUCUCCGCGCGCAACAGCGAGCUGGCCAAGCUGCAGCGCGGCUGCUUCGCCUACUUCGAGCGCGGCGUCACCCGCGACCCCAUGGGCAUGCUGGGCGGCCUGAUCCCCGACCCCCUGGUCCUCGCGUACCACUUCUUCUCCGUCGCCUUCGUCGCCAUCUGGCUGGAUUGGAAAGCUACCGGGCUCUGGAAGGUGCCGGUGCUGCUCUGGAACGCGUUUUGGAUCCUGUGGACGGCUAGUCGGGUGUUUUUGCCCGUCAUGUAUCGGGAGGCGUUUGUGUAA
Messenger RNA from Daldinia childiae, 1509 nucleotides. Its product is annotated as Squalene monooxygenase. Bases 1 to 1509 code for a protein of 502 amino acids. Gene Ontology annotation, molecular function: squalene monooxygenase activity; flavin adenine dinucleotide binding. Gene Ontology annotation, cellular component: membrane; endoplasmic reticulum. The record is from RefSeq and is a predicted model, not a curated record. The transcript has a single exon. Lineage: Eukaryota; Fungi; Ascomycota; Sordariomycetes; Xylariales; Hypoxylaceae. Gene Ontology annotation, biological process: ergosterol biosynthetic process.